Molecule: messenger RNA, 2970 nt
Organism: Leptopilina heterotoma
Lineage: Eukaryota; Metazoa; Arthropoda; Insecta; Hymenoptera; Figitidae
Product: ankyrin-1-like
Exons: 3
Coding region: 337-2748 (803 amino acids)
Molecular function (GO): protein binding
Source: RefSeq, a predicted model, not a curated record
CUCUCUCACACUCAUGGCACCCUUAAGAAAUGCAUUUUCAAGCUAUUGCAGAAACACCUUUACAGCUUCGUGUGAAGGCGAUUUUGACUGAAUGCACCUUUAAACUGUCAAAACGAAAACGAUUCCAGAUUGACUUUACAAGUCUAUUUAGAUGAAUCCUCUGUGCUGUACAUUUUAAAGACGACAAUUUAUUUUGGAAAGUCUAUACAAUUGCAAAAUGAUUGGGUAAUCAACGAAAAAAUUCUAUUCAGAAUUAUAGUUCAUCAAUUUUUCUGUUUAUUAUAUCUUUAUAUUACGUCUUGAAAUUUUUUGAUCAGUGCGUGAAAAAUUUACGGAAUGUCGUCGAACAAUGAAAAUGAUUAUUCCAGCAGUGAAAGUGAUACAGACUCUGAUAAUCCCAGUGACAAAUAUGAGGAUUUUGAGAAUUACUAUGGUACUGAAGAUUACACGCCUAUUUUUCUAGCCGUUCACAAUGGUGAUUUAAAUAGUGUUAGUACUUUACUAAAUGAAUAUAAUUUAGCAGAAAAUAUACAUGAGAAAAGAAUGUUGCAUGUGGCAGCAGCACGAGGUCAUCUACAGAUUGUCGAUUUAUUGAUAAAAAACGGAGCUAAACUUAAUGUCGAGGACGUCAAGGGAAGAACACCUUUUUACAUAGCUUUACUGCAAAAUAAUGUUGAAGUUGCCGAGUUUCUUUUGGAAAAUGGUGCACGUAUUAAUAUUCCAAGAAAAGGCGGAAGAACAACACUUCAUGUCGCGAUAAAAACGCAGAACAUUCAAAUUGUCGACAGACUUUUGAAACAGGGUGAUAUAGUCAAUGUACUGGAUGCUAUGUCCCGCUUGAAACCAAUCGAUGUUGCUGCCAGUCUUAAUAAUAUCCAACUUGUGGAACUUCUUCUGAAGUACGGCGCCAAGAUGGAUGAAAGUGAUGAGUUUCGCGAAGAACAGAAAGAUGACCAUAAAAGAAUGACAGCCCUUCAUUAUGCCACUAAAUUUGGUAAUCUAGAAAUGGUCAAAUUAUUAAUGUCGAAUGGCUUUGACAAAAUUGAUGUGAAAAAUUUGAAAGACAAAACACCCCUAGGUUUGGCAAUAGGCAAACAUCGUUUAGGUAUUGUGAAAUACAUGCUUGAAAGUGGAUCAAAAAUAAAUGAGGAUAUUCCUCUCAUCGAUCUCUGUGAAACUGAUGAACAUAUAAAUGUCUUGAAAUUUCUACUUGAUCACGGUAUAAAACAAGUUACGGAUCACACAAAAACUCCACUUUAUUGCGCAUUAGACAGGCAAGAGUAUGAACUUUGGAAGUACCUAAUAACCUGCUAUUCGAAAAUUGAUGCUGUAUUGUGCUCCAAGGAGACUGAACUUCAUUCCGCUGUGCGCGCAAACAACAUUGAAAAGGUACAAGAAAUUCUCAAAAAAAUAAAAGUAAAUUCUUUAUCUGGUGAAUUGGGACAAUUCGCAGUUUACAUCGCCGUUGAAAACGGGAACGAGGAAAUGUUAACGAUUCUCCUGGAAGCAGGCUGUUCAGUUGAAAGUUGUUUUAGGGACAAAUUAUCUCCUCUCCAUAUUGCAGCCACAUUCGAACAUACACGCUUGGUGGAAAUUCUUCUGAAGUACGAUGCGAGGAUUAAUUCAGAAACAAGAGCAUUUCAUCGCCCAUUCGAUUUCGCAGCAGUUAUGGGAAAUUUAAAUAUGAUUAAAUUUCUUAUAAACUCUGGUGGUAAUCUCAUUAGAAAAAAGAAAUACUUUUCAUCACUAGGGUAUUUAUUAGACGAAAGUAGAGUUUCAGAAACAAUUACACGUUCAAUGUUUCAAAAUCUAUUAAAAAUGACAGAGUUGUUAUUGAUUGCCGGAGAUCUCGAGCAUAAAAGUGAAAUGCAUGUUGGUUUUUUGUUGUCAUUUGCUAAUAUUUUAAGAGUUUCUAGCGAGGAUGAACAAACUUCGAUUAGUGACAAUAAAGACAUUGUGAAUAGUGAGGAAGAGAAAUGGGAAUAUCGUCCUGAAAUUGCGAGAUGCUUGCUUAAUUAUUUAAAGGAAAAAGAACUUAAAGAAGUUUUAAAUGAUGAAUUAAGUUGUAAUCCAAAUAUUUGUGAAUUUGUUAUCGACUACUACGAUUCCAAUUUCAUUCCCAUUGAUUAUGAAUUUAGUGGAAAUGAUUGGAAUGAUUUAUUUAUAGUGAAUGAAAUAGAGGACGUUUACACGCUUUUGAAAAUUACACAAAAUAAUUCAAAUUCGGGUAGAUUAACAAAAAAUGAUGAUAAACUUUUAAAGUUGGUAAUUGCACGUCUUGAACUGUUAGAACCCAGUUGCAAGCAAAUAAUGAAAUAUUUCCAUUCAAGUGAAGAUAAAACAAAAAUUCGCAAAUUUCAAAAUAAAUUUCAACAGCAGAUAGUAAUUAUGCAAAAAACAAAAUUUAGCGAUAAAUUAAAUUUGACUUUUUACGAUAUUCUAGUAAAGUCUACUGAUAAAAUUGCGAGUUGCGUAAGACAUGAGAAAUUAUUACAUACCAAUAAAGUAUCGUAUGCUAAAUUUUCAGCGUAUAAAAAAUUUUUAAAGUUGCGUACUGAGAAAAUAAAGCGUAGAAUUGAGUUGAUUGACAUAUCCACGAAUUGUUUGUAUCAUUAUAUUCAAAGGAAUUAUAAAAUUAAAUUUUCAACAACUGAUUUAGAAGAAAUUUUACAAUAUCUUUCAAUGAGCGAUCUUGGAAAGUUGUCAGCAGUGUUUUCUGAAUUUUCAGACUAUAAAAUAAAGUGGUAAAUAUUAAUCAACGAUGGAAAAAAUUUGAAAUUUCAUUAUAAUAGUAUGUCAGUCACAGUUUCUAUACUUUUUAAUUUAAUUAGACAGAAAUAUUUUUAAAAGAUGCUUCUUGUUAUCAAUUUGUUGCAUCUACUGCAAAAAGUUUUGUACUCUCCAUUAUAUUUUUGUAUUGUCUAUUGUACUUGCUGUUAUAUGUAAGAUAAAGUUAAAUUAUUUAAUAUU